GCAUACAAUAUUAAAAUCCAAUACUGAAGCGUGAAUUACUUGGUUAAUUUAAUCAAAACACGAGUGGCUGUUGCUAAAUUUGAGGUGCGAGCUGUUCUGUAGGCCCUCUUGUUUUUGCCAACCUUUGAACUGCCUUGGUGGAGGGAUGUCCAUCAGAGUCUCUCCCAUGUUUCCAAACUUCUGUUUCUGCUGCCUGUGUGCCCACUCCGGCUCUCUGUUGGCAUAUGCUCACGUAUCAUGGAGUUGUGAGUGGUUUAGGUGUGAAGAGGCCUGAAAGAUUGUAUAGUUCCAUCUCCCCUGCCAUGGGUAGGAACACCUCUCAUUAGACUAGGUUCCUCAAAACUCCAUCCAACUGGACUUGAACACUAUCAGGGAUGGGGCAUUCACAGCUUCUCUGGGCAACCUGUUCUGGUGCCUCACCACCCUCCCAGGAAAGAAUUUCAUCCCAGCAUCUAAUCUAAAUCUGCCCUCUCUCAGUUCACAACAGCUGCCCCUUGUCCUGUCACAACAUACCUUGGUAAAAAGUCUCUGUGUUAUAAGCCCCCUUAAAUACUGGAAGGUCACAAUCGGGUCUCCACAGAGCCUUCCCUUUUCAUGACUGCACAACCCCAGCUCUCUGCCUGUCCUCCCAAGGGAGGUGUCCCAGCCCUUCCAGCAUCUCUGUGGCCUUCUCUGGACCUGACCCUUCAGCCCUGUCUCUGUUCUGCUGGGAUCUCACCAGCGUGCAGGACACGAGGAGAGUCAGGACAGGACCCCAGCAAAGGCAGACAGCACUGCAGCGUCCCACAGAGGCAAGAUUUUCACAUAAUCACAGAAUUGUUAGGGCUGGAAGGGACCUCUAGAGAUCGUUCAGUCCAAUCUCCCCGCUAAGGCAGUGUCACCCAGAGCAGGUGACACGGGAAUGUGCACAGAGGGUUUCAGUAUCUCCAAGGAGUGAAAUUCCACACUCGCCCUUGGCCAGCCUGUUCCAGUGCUCUGCCACUCUCAGUGUAAAGAUAUUCUUCCUCGUGUUGAGGUGCAACUUCUUGUGUUUCAGUUUACGGCCACUGCUCCUUGUCCUGUCGCUGGGCAGCACUGAAAAAGUCUGGCACCAUGCUCUUGGCACUCGCCUUUGGGAUAUUUGCACGCAAUAAUGAGAUCCCUUCCGAGUCUUCUCUCCAGAUUAACCAGGCCCAGCUCCCGCAGUCUCUCCUCUUAAGAGAGAUGCUCCAGACCCCUCCUCAUCUUGGUGACCUUCCUCUGGACGCUCUCUGGCAGCUCGGUGCGUUUCUCACAGCGCGGAGCCCGGGCUGGCCCGGCCCCGCCGCUCCUCCGCGCCAGCAGGGGCCGCCGCCGCCCGCCGCAGCCGCUCCGGCAGCGCCGCUUCCGCGGGGCUCGGCCAUGGCGGCGGGCGCCAGGAGGGCCGUGUACCCGCUGUUCCAGAGGGGCGGCCCGCAGCUGCGGAUCUUCCGUCCCAACUUCUUCAUGCUGGCGGUGCGGCCCGGCGUGCCGCAGCCCGAGGACACCGUGCAGUUCCGCGUCUCCAUGGAAAUGACAAAAGUGGAUAUCAGGAAUUACCUUGAAAGAAUAUACAAUGUGCCGGUCGCUGCAGUGAGGACCAGGAUACAGUAUGGUGCAAACAACAAGAGGAAUCACAGGAAUCAGAGAGUGAAGAAGCCAGAUUACAAGGUUGCCUAUGUACAGCUGGGCCAAGGACAAACCUUUCAGUUUCCCAACCUAUUUCCAGAGAAAGAACAAGACGCAGAAACUCGCUCUUUCGAUGACUUCAGGGAUAAAUAUAUGGAGAAAGAGAAGCAGAAGCAGGAAGGUGACCCCAGACGAGGUGGAGUCCCUGAUUGGUUUGGACUUUGAUGCAACAAGCCAGCUGCCUUCCUUUAGGCUCAGAGGGAUUUUGAUUAGCACAACUUGCACUCUUCUUGUAAUGACCGAAUGUUUAUUCUUGAGCAGCCCUUGCUAGUGUGUGUUUUUUCUGGCUGCUUGUGCAUGACUACAACAAAAUGGCCCUGAAGAAAUAAAAAGGUAAAAUAAAUCUGACUGCACCAGGUCUUUUCCGUGAA
This is a messenger RNA of Prinia subflava (tawny-flanked prinia), 2057 nucleotides long. RefSeq names its product mitochondrial ribosomal protein L23 (gene MRPL23). NCBI's taxonomy places the organism in Eukaryota, Metazoa, Chordata, Aves, Passeriformes, Cisticolidae. Gene Ontology annotation, cellular component: mitochondrial large ribosomal subunit; ribosome. Gene Ontology annotation, biological process: mitochondrial translation. Gene Ontology annotation, molecular function: structural constituent of ribosome. The transcript is spliced from 5 exons. The record is from RefSeq and is a predicted model, not a curated record. Bases 1093 to 1851 code for a protein of 252 amino acids.